AACAAAAAAUCACUCUCAGCUUUGCGAACACUUAAUGAGCGGCUACUCACGUCAUUUUUUUGUGGACUCUCCCAAGUUCAGAGCAUUCUUAGUCAUUGUGGCCGGUCAAGUUAAAUACUCCGUGUAGGAACCCAGUAGAGCGAGAGGGAAAAAAAAAGGCCAUCAUUGGCUCUCUAUAAAUGAUAGAGCCGUUGUGGUAUACAGUCAACACAUGGUGCAAUCAAUCUAGUUUCUAGCCCCAACUUGUGAAGCUAACAAUCACCACUCGUGAACAGCUAUGAAGGCAGGGAGCGGCGUUCGCAUGGCUAACGGCAACGGGGAGAACAGCUACGCCGCAAACUCCAGGCUCCAAGAGAAGGCCAUUUUGGAGACAAGGCCGGUGCUUCGCAAGGCCAUAGAAAAGGUGUACACGUCGCUCUCCGCCCGACGGAGCACCAUGGUCGUCGCCGACCUCGGCUGCUCGUCGGGCCCGAACACUCUGCGUGUCGUCUCCGAGGUGAUCGGAGCGAUCCAGGCCGGCACUCGGAAGUCGGAAGAACGGCGCGCCAUGGAGGUGCAGUUCUUCCUGAACGACCUGCCGGGGAACGAUUUCAACCUCGUCUUCCGGUCAUUGGAGCAACUUGAAGAUCUCGGCGGGAAAGAGACGCCGCUCUACUAUGUGGCCGGCCUGCCGGGAUCCUACUACAGGAAGCUUUUCCCUUCUCGAAGCGUCCAUUUCUUCCACUCGUCUUACUCCCUCAUGUGGCGUUCUAAGGUCCCGGGGGAACUCUCAAGCUGCACUCACGUGAACGAAGGCAACAUCUACAUUGGAAAGACUACCCCACCGACUGUGAUAAAGCUGUUCCAAGAACAAUUCAAGAAGGACUUUGAGUUGUUCCUUACACUGCGUUCUAGAGAGCUUGUCAAUGGAGGCCGAAUGUUGCUAACAUUUCUUGGACGAAAAAGUGAAGAAAUGCUUAUGCAUGGGGACGUUACCACCUUAUUCGAACUGGUUGCCAAAUCUCUCCGGUCUCUGGUACUAAAGGGCCGUGUGGAGAAGGAGAAAUUGGACUCAUUCAACCUACCAUACUAUGCCCCAUCGGUGAAAGAGGUGAAGGAGCUGAUCAAUGAGAGUAAGCUCUUCGACAUUGAGCAUAUCAGGCUCUUUGAAUCCAACUGGGAUCCUCAGGAUGACUCAGACAGUGAUGUGGUAAUAGAUUGUGCUAGCAGCGGGGCAAAUGUGGCCAAAUGCAUAAGGGCGGUUUUGGAACCGCUGAUUGUAGACCACUUUGGAGAGGCCAUUAUUGAAGAAUUAUUCGUGGUGUAUGCCUCCGUCGUUGAAAAGCAUCUGGAGAAAGCAAAGGCAAAGUACCCCAUCAUCGUGGCAUCCUUGGAGAAGUCCAUGCACUGAAGUGGACACAUAUUUCAUGACAAAUGGAAAAUAUCACAUAGUAUAAUUGGGGAUAUAUGUUGAACAUUAUAUAUUUGACGCCUACUAUGGCUAAUUAUUAUAUAUGUGGUACCCUGUU
Hordeum vulgare subsp. vulgare (domesticated barley) is the source of this 1508-nucleotide messenger RNA. Its product is annotated as anthranilate O-methyltransferase 2-like. The transcript has 4 exons. The coding region runs from base 278 to 1390 and encodes 370 amino acids. NCBI's taxonomy places the organism in Eukaryota, Viridiplantae, Streptophyta, Magnoliopsida, Poales, Poaceae. Gene Ontology annotation, molecular function: S-adenosylmethionine-dependent methyltransferase activity. Gene Ontology annotation, biological process: methylation. The record is from RefSeq and is a predicted model, not a curated record.